AUGAAUCGUAUUCGGGGCUGUCUGAAAGGGCUGAAACAGCACGUGGUGCCCGUUAGGUUCCACUGUUUGCUAGGAACACGUCUUGGCGACGAUUGGCUCCUUUCGAGCCACACAAGUUGCACAAAAACCGGUAGCGCUCGCGCGACCUUGUCUGUGUACACGCCAGCGAUCAGCUUUUCAACGAAAAAUGUGCACGACUCUGUUAAGCAGCAAACUGGACAGGAGCAGCGCCCUCAACUGCUCCAGCAGAUUGCUUCGGAUACCCGCGGGCUCAACGUUGAGCGGACGCUGCGAACGAACUGGUCAGGAGUGGGACCGCCGCGUUUUUGGAAGAAAGUUGAAGUUGCUGCGUUGAUUUCAUCAGAAAUCGGAAGACCUGCGGAGCACGUAUACUGCCUGAAGGUGGACGGCAAAACCUUAUGCUUGAGUCCACAACAGCCGUUAUUGGCUCCAACGCUCCCAUUGGCCCUUGCACUGCUCUAUGAAUGGGAUCGGCAGUCCGAGCGUUUACGUCCCGCAUUAAUGCCGCUGACACGGCUGCUGGCAAAGAGUCUGUCUGUGGAUGACUCUUGCCGAGCCCUGUACGUACGAGAGAUUUUGGAGCAUUUUGGCGCCGAUUCACUUUGUUUUCUGGAACACGCUCAUGCAAGUUUGCUCGCGAGACAGGAACGGCUAUGGCGUCCUUUACGUGAGAACGCUUCGCAGGUGCUCGGCGUUCCGAUUAAGGUCACCGCGGAGCUCGUGACUGCGGGUAUUCAAAGUGAUUUCGCUUUACAAAGGAUGCAAGAGUAUCUUGAUCAACUUGACCUAUGGUCCUUAGUCGCGCUUCAUUCUAUAGCAUGCUUGAGCAAGUCGGCAAUCAUCGGCCUUAACAUACAGCAGGGAAGGAUUAGCACAGAGGAGGCGGUUCUUGCAGGACGUUGCGUAGAGGAUUGGCAGGCAGAUCUGUAUGGUGUAGUCGAGGGCGAGCAUGAUGUGGAUCGAGCGUUUCUACGGGCAAACCUUGGCGCAGCGUCGGUCUUGUGUCGUCUAGCUCGAGCGUAUCCGGAGACCUUUGCGAAUGCAUCAUCGCGAGUCUGCCGUGAACAUGUCUAG
Molecule: messenger RNA, 1095 nt
Organism: Cyanidioschyzon merolae strain 10D
Lineage: Eukaryota; Rhodophyta; Bangiophyceae; Cyanidiales; Cyanidiaceae
Exons: 1
Coding region: 1-1095 (364 amino acids)
Biological process (GO): mitochondrial proton-transporting ATP synthase complex assembly
Cellular component (GO): mitochondrion
Source: RefSeq, a predicted model, not a curated record